Messenger RNA from Mya arenaria, 2620 nucleotides. Its product is annotated as mitochondrial ubiquitin ligase activator of nfkb 1-A-like. NCBI's taxonomy places the organism in Eukaryota, Metazoa, Mollusca, Bivalvia, Myida, Myidae. The record is from RefSeq and is a predicted model, not a curated record. The coding region runs from base 84 to 1139 and encodes 351 amino acids. Gene Ontology annotation, molecular function: ubiquitin-protein transferase activity. Gene Ontology annotation, biological process: protein ubiquitination; organelle organization. The transcript is spliced from 4 exons.
GUUGUCUGCUGCAUAACCAAGCGAACCGAAAGAAGAUUUUGAGGACGUCUCCAAAGACAGGUGUCCUGUGCUCAAUCUGCAAAAUGGGCUCGGAUUUUGGUUCAGUCAUAGGUUUAGGCGUAGAUCUUCUGUUUUUCACAAUAUUCUACACCUGGUAUAAACGGACAAAUAAGUCUGCUGAUGAGAUAAAUGCUGCUACCACUUACCCGUUGAACAAGACAUUAGUGGAGACGGUGAAAUCUUCAGUGGAUAGAUGCCUGCCAUAUGCCUGUGUUGAGGGAGAGGUGUCACCAGUCGGACAGGUCUUACACAGCAAGCACGGGGAGGGUCAUUCUGGUGUUAUACAAAGUGUAGGCCUGAAGGAGCACAAGUCAAUGAAGCUGCAAGGAGUUUGGACAGAUGUAAAGAAAAGUAUUCAUGACAGGCUACAGACUGUGCCCUUUGUACUGCGGAGUUUAUGUGGUGUGGAACCAGUCGAUAUUCACGUUGACGACCCGAAGUCUGCCAGCUACCUCAUGGAUGACCUCACAAGUACCCAUGAUGUCUUUACGCCAGCUGAUGGCGGAGGAUUUCUGUCGAGGACAAUUGAUCGUCUCUCGGGAGAUGUGGUCCUAGGGUACCAUGAGACGGAAAAAAUGCUGUUAACAAAUACAUUCCUACUAGGGAUUGGUGAAAUUCGUUAUUUGGAUGAGAGGCUUGUUUUAAAACCGCCAAUCAAUGGUUCCCGCUUCAUACUCACCACCAAAUCCAAAGCUGAAGUGAUCAAAUCACUUGAGAGUAAAUCAUUUUGGAUAAAAGUAUUUGCUGUAGGAACAGGUGUAGUUGGUGUUAGCAUUUUUUGUCAUAUUUUGUACAAGACAUACAAGAAAAAUCAAGCCGAUAGAGCAAAAGAACGGACUUUGGCUGAAAUGCGAGAACUCCGUCAGAGGGCGGUGACUGAGAGGGAUGAGAGGGGUGGAGAGAGGGAUGAAGACAUUGAAUUGUGUGUUGUCUGUCUGUCCAAUCCACGUGAAAUAGUGCUGCUCAACUGUGGACAUAUUUGUCUCUGUGUUGACUGUGUCAGUGAACUUCCAGAGCCUCUGACAUGUCCAGUAUGUCGGCAGUCUGUUGAGAGAUAUAUUACCACGUAUCGCCCAUAGGAGUCAAAACUUCAAUUUUUUAAAGAUAUUAAACACUACUUUUAAGUAUAAAGCUGCACUCUCACAGAUUGAACGUUUUGACAACUUUUUUUUUUUUGUCUUAAAACGAGCCAUUUUUUGCGAAAAUGCAUAGAAACUAGUUAUAUAAGACUGCUGACAAAAAAUAAGAUCGCAGGUUUUUAGAAUUAAGUUCAAAAUUUGAUGUUUUAUGCAUAUUUCUUAAACCGUUAGUAACGCCUAACGGUUUAAGCCAUAAAACAUUAAUUUUCGAACGGAAAUAUAAAAAUCUGCCAUCUUAUCUUUUGUCAGCAAUCUUAUAUCAUUGGUUUGCAGAUAUUUUCGCAAAAAUUUUCUCUUUCCAAGACAAAAAAUAAAAAAGUUGUAAAAAUGGUAAAUCUGUGAGAGUGCAGCUUUAAGAAAAUGAACUUCUUCAGAUGGAGAUCUAUUUUACCUCCUGUGAUUUUGUUUCCACUUUUGAAGGAAAUGUUACCUACAAAACAGUGUUUAAAGUCUGGUUUUCUUGAAUCUUGUAAAAGACAAAAGACAGGACAGAACGAAACAUGAAUCUAGCCACAUGUAUUUGAAGCCUCAAAAUGACGCUUAUAGAUCUUGAAGGUUGAUUGAAAGGAAAAUUACUGUAAUUUUGUAUCGUUUUUACCCUUCUUUACAAGAUACAAUUAUGAAUCUUUAUUAAAAGUCGGGUGUAGGUUAACAAGACACAUUUAUAAAUUUGGGUAUUGUACGAAAAGUACACCACUUAAAUGUUUUAAUAGAUUAAUUAUAAGUAUUUCAAAAGGAACUGAAGCUUUCGUAAAACUUGUUGUUUUUGUUUGUAGUAAAACCCGUUAUUAAGUGCCCAGUUUUGAAGUUUUUGAUGUUUAACUCAAAGCUACAAGGCUUGAUUGUUGCCAAGGAAACAUGUAUUUAGUGUAUUUAGAAAAUUAUUUUAAUAGUGUUUCACAUUCUUUAGAACCUUGGUUUUUAUUGCUUUUAUAUAUAUACUCUUUUAUUUACAAAGAAAUGUGUUGCCACUGAUAAUGAUUUUUUUUUAAAAUUCACAUUUUUACGGAAAUUCAAGUAAAUUAAAAAAAAACUGCAGUUUUUUACUGUUACCGGUAACAAGAAAAUGUUUUUGCCAUACGGUUAGAUCAGGUUUGUGACAUUAAGAUCAACUUGAUAACAUAAAAAAUUAACUGAAAAACAAAAAAUUAAUAAAUUAAUUGAAAAACAAAACUGAUGAACCAUGACCGUUGUUCUACAGAUGUGAAACACACAAAUAAAUUAUUUUACAUUUAAAUCAAACAAAGAUGUGCCUUUCGUAUUAUCUUUUAUAUACAUUGCAUAGCCAUUAUGUGCACAAUCAUUGUUAGAAGUAGCCGAAGCUUGCUUUUCAAGCCUUUUUUUGGUGUCUUUUAUGAGUACCAUAUCCAUACAUGAACACAUAAUACUUGUAUGAAAACUGAAAAGUAAAUGUUUUAUAA